Molecule: messenger RNA, 3109 nt
Organism: Diorhabda carinulata
Lineage: Eukaryota; Metazoa; Arthropoda; Insecta; Coleoptera; Chrysomelidae
Exons: 9
Coding region: 82-2862 (926 amino acids)
Biological process (GO): signal transduction; regulation of GTPase activity
Cellular component (GO): cytoplasm
Source: RefSeq, a predicted model, not a curated record
GUUUGUUGCAAUGAAACUUAAGUUUUUAUGUGGUUUUAUAGUUGAUUUGUGUUAUCGGAAUAAUAAAUUGUGUUUGGGAAAAUGGAGUUUUUUUUUGGCAGAAAAAUGAUGUUUAAAGAUGUAUAUAAUAAAACUAGUGACAAAAAUUUGGAAGGAUUAAAGUCAAGUACAUCACGUCCUAAAGGAAGUAAUAGAAAAAUGAAUUUAAACAUCAGAUCGGUUUGGUACGACGAUGGAGAUAGAAUUUCUGAGAAUCCUUGUUUACGAAAAGCCGCAAGUUUAGACAGUUUACUCACUGAUAAAUCAACUAAAACAAAAAUAACGAAGGAUAUGAUUUCGGCACCUUUCUAUUUAAGGAAGUUUGACGAACGUAAUGAUAUAAAAACUAUUGAUUCUUUUGGUAUCCUUGAGGAAACAGAAGCGUCCAAUUCCACGAGCAGUGAUUGUGAAAGUGGCGACAGUGAUAGUGUUUCCAGUUCAAUUAUUGAUAAUGAAAAUCGAAUGUUUAAUAUCAACGAUGAUAUACCUAGUCCAAUAGACGAAAAUAUUAUAAGACAAAAAUAUGAGUUUGUACCUGAUAAAACUAGAAGGAAAAAUAUUUUACAUUUAACGGAAAUAUUAAUCAACAACGAUAUUUCUAAUAUUGAAGACAUUUCUGGCGAUGAUUCCGAAGAAAAACUCGAGUCGCAAAUACAAAUUAUUACAGAAUUAACAAUAAAUGAUGAUGAAAAAGUUAUUACAAAUACGCAGGAUUUUGAAAAUUCAAUAAAUAAGGAAAUUUUAAAGAACCAAAAAGAAGAACCGUCUAAUUUAUUAAGAAUGAAGGGGAUGUCGAAAUCUUCGGAUGUGCUGUCAAGUUUUAGGGAUAGUCAGGAAGUUUUGAGAACCCUUCAAUCAAAUAAAGAUGAGCCGUUAUCGCGUAGCGUGGGGCCGUUUCCGAAGACCGAUGACCACUUGUUUAGCGAAGGAGUUCAACUUAGGCCACACCGAAUAGACGGUACUAGACAAUCCUUAACUAUAGGUUGUGAUCCUAGGAGAGUUUACAGAAAUCCUGAUUUUGAUGUAAAAGGCUGUGUGAAGAUUCAUUUUAUUGCCGAUAAUAAAGUUUUAAAAUUGAAUAAAAACGACUGCAUCCAAUAUACAAAAAAUUCUAUUAUUAAAAAUGAAGAGGUAUUGAAAUAUGGUGUGAUUCUUAGGACAAUAAAAUUAAUAAAUAAAAAAGAAGUCGAAUUGAGAGAUAUAAAUAACCAACCGUACAUUCUCGUUUUCGAUUCCUCCAAAGAUGCCAAAUUAUUUACAGAAAGCGAUAAAGUCAGUUCUUACACCGACAAUGAAAAAUCAACAAUAACCAAAACUCUCCUCCGAUUGUUGGGAAAACGAUCGAGUCGAGAAGUUUUAGAAAAAAAAGGUAUAUACCAAAACGAACCGAUAUUUGGUAAUACACUGAGAAACAUAUACGGUGCAAAACAAGAAGUACCUAAAUUUAUUUUGAAAACCAUGGAACUAAUCGAGAGACCAGAUAAUAUAACCAGUUUAGGUUUAUACAGAACCUCGGGGAAUCUAGCUACCAUUCAAAAAAUACGUUUGGAAGUCGAUAAAGGUAAUCUGGAUAUUCUGGAUAAUUAUUCCAAAGAUCCCGAUGUUCUAACUGGAAGUUUAAAAUUGUUCUUCAGGGAGUUGAAAGAGCCGUUACUAUCCUGCAAGACUUGCGACAAUUUACUAGGUUUUACUAAAAAUGAUAUGAAUUACGGCAAAAAAGACAGAGAUAAUAUCAGAACAAUUUUAACUCACAUACCAGAAGCGAAUUCUGAAACUCUAUUAGCACUAAUCAAACAUUUAAUAAAAGUAGUCGAAUAUAAGGAUCAAAACAAAAUGGAUACAUAUAAUUUGGCAGUUUGUUGGGGCCCAACUAUAAUAUUUGCGACGGAUAAUGCGGUUACUAAAGACUUGGUAACCCAAAGUGCGGAAGCUACUAAAUUAUUCGAUGCUCUGUUGAAUUUCUAUAUAAACAAUCCCGAGGAAUUGGAAUUGAGGAAGAAAAAACACGAUGGGUUAGAUAGUAAUCGGAAUAUGAUAUAUCGGCAGGAUUCUAAGGACAGUAUCCAGAGUUCUGAUAGCGGAUAUUCGAAUAAAAACAAAAGUUCGAGUAAUUUGAGUCUCGAUGCAAUCGACGAUGUGCUUAAAAAAUCAGUGGAACUAAUAGAAGGGCAUUUGAAUGCGGAAGGUCUGUACAAGAAGAACGGUUCGACCGAAAAGGUUGCCAAGAUUUUGAAAAAAAUGUCGAAAAGAAAAUUAACCGAAAUGGAGAAAUACAAAAACGACGUAUACGAUUUGACCGACGCUUUGAAGAAAUAUCUAAAAGAAGGUUGUGAUUUUACGAUUACAAAAGAGACCGUAGAAUACGUUAAUAAAAUAUGCGAUAAUACUCAAUGGUUAGAACACAAUGUAAGGCAGAGGGUUAUAACUGUAGUAGCGGAUGCGCCAAAAAAAGAUACUCUAAUAUUCAUCAUCCGUCAUAUAAUUAAAUUGAUUAAACACGAAUCGAGUCACAAAGUAUCCAAAGCGGAGAUUAUUUCAAUAUGGUCUAGAAUAUUGAACGAUCAAAUGAGGAUAGUGGAAACUGAAGAAAAAAUGAAUAAUUUCAUAAAGAUACUAGCUGAUGUAUUUGAUGAAUCGAAAAGCGAUAUUACCACCAUGCCGAAAGGAAUGUCGAACGGUUUAUUGAACGAUUUGAAAAAUUUACAAAAAGAAAAAGAUAGAAUUAGUAAAUACGACAACAUGCCGGAUGAAUUCGAUUGUAUAAACAAAGAAGCGACAAUAUUAGAAGAGAAGACUGAAGAUAUCGAACAUACAAAAUUGUGAAUGAAUAAGAAAAUGACACAGUUGAUUAGUUGUAGAAAAAUUUUUGUCUGUCAAAAAUUUUAUUAAUAUCUUCGGUAGUAAGCAUACAUUCCAAUGUUACCAACUUUUUAAAUUUGCCUUUCGGAACCUAUUUUCAUUUCAUUUCAAAGAGACUGAACUGAUUAUAUUUGUUUGACUUUUUCUUAUGUAGUGUGCCUUUACCCCGUUAAAAAUGUAUUUUAACAAUUAAAUAUUAAAGUAUUCUUUA